AGCACAGAGAAGCCUAGCUCAGAGAAGCCUAGCUCAGAGAAGCCGGCAUCGAGUUCGGAGCCGGCUCGGACUCUUAGCUUAAUCGACGACUACGAUGACGACUCGGAACCGGAUAGCAGUGAAUGGGACUUUAGUCCCAGUUCGCGGAGGAAUAAUCCGUCGUGGAUACCCGCGUCUCCGGUACCGCCUCGGGUAGAGAUAUUGGACUUUGACGAAACGAGCCCGCGUCGUCGGGACUCUGAGAUUGGAUGCUUGAGAUCGCCUGGUAUGCACCACUUCGAGACGCUUCCCGCACGGCGAAAUAACCAUAUGGAAGUCAGUUACGUGGGGGCCAAGGACCUCUAUCAUGCGACGGCGACGUCGAUUGCGAACUCGGCGAAGAAGGCUGCGGGAUCUUCACGAGAUAGCAUGGAGUCGGGGCGGAGCUCUAUCCGGCCGCCAAAGAACAGGCUGAGCUUCGCGGCCAAGGUGCUUCAAUCAGGUAGGAAGCGGCCACCUACGGGUAUCAACACGACACCCCAGUCACCGUCAUCGUUGGGCCCUGGGACGGGCUCUACCGUGGGUAAGCAGUCUCUGAAGUCGCUUCACCCAGAUAUGCACGCACACUCAAUGGACGACGAUCGUCUGCGGGUCAAGUACUCGGACGCACUGUCGCGCGUUUUCAGAUGGAGCGGCGAGCACAGGAGGGUGGUUUCGGAGGGCGUGCCCGCGACCGACCUGCCGCCGACGUCGGAAGCUCGCAGCGCCGCAGCUACCCCGGUUCCCGAUUCACCUACGCAUCCUGGACUGAAGAGGAUGAGCAGUCGGCGUUCGAUGCAGAGCCUAGCGGCUCAGUUCAAGAGGACAGCGAACUCGAUGGUCCUGACGAAGGACGAGCGACGGCGAGAGAAUCUUCGGCAGAGCAUCCGGGUGAUACCGGAGGGUAGCACGCUCGAGUAGCGCAAGCCGGGCACUAUGGGACGGCGCCGGCGUGGCGUUUCGGGGCGCGGACUGCCCGCGCUGCUUAGCACGCUGGGGAAGGUACCUUGGGAUGCGAACCAUCUCGCUCCGCAUCAAGGAGGGAACAGCUGGUUUGGACCAGAAGACUUGGAAUGGUGUCAUGUCUCGGCGUUUGUGUGUUUAGCGUUGUUUGUCUGUCAUGGAGGGAGGCGUCUAGACCGUUCACUGGUCUACCUGCCUGUCCGUCCUUUUGAAAAGCGUAGAAGCGAUUGUCGUUGUUUUGGAGAGUGUACGUGUUACGUAUCUGCCAACCCAUGAAACCUGGCAAAAGUCCAGAUGACUACCAAGAUAGACAUUCCUACCAAGAGCAAUCUAUAGGGAAUGAAAAAAGAUAAUCUCUACUACCUACUACACAGUAAAUGC
Molecule: messenger RNA, 1362 nt
Organism: Colletotrichum phormii
Lineage: Eukaryota; Fungi; Ascomycota; Sordariomycetes; Glomerellales; Glomerellaceae
Exons: 1
Coding region: 268-939 (223 amino acids)
Source: RefSeq, a predicted model, not a curated record